AGCUCCUUUGAGAAGAAAGGGAGGGACAUUCCCUGAAAAGGUUUCAGAGUUGUUUAAUAGCCGCUUGGAUUAACAAUGGCAAAAUCUCCCACUUCUGUGAAAGACAUCUUUCGCAGGUUUUCCUCGAUCAGAAAAAGCAAAAAGAAGACAUUUGAAAUCAACGACACAAAGAUCCCUCUAAAGCCAUGCACAGUUUUGCAGAUCACAGAUUAUAUACAAAAAGAUAUGCUGAAGGAGGCCUAUCUGAACCUGCUCUCCAUGCACCGCCUGGAGCUCCAGAAAGAAUUGAAAGCUGUGGGUGAAGGAGCUCCUCCCACAAAUCAAGUUCCUAAAGAGACAGAUGUCAAUAAUCUAUUUGUGACUCUAAGGAACAAAAUGUCUGUCAUUGUACGCAACUCCAGUGCUCUGCCCUUGCGCAAUAAAGAGCUGCUGGUGUGUGUUGCACAAAUCAUCCUGGAGGAAGAGAAGAGACAGGGAGAACCAGGAGCGAUGCCGGGAUGGAGGGAAGCAUGGAGGGAUGCAGUACGAGACGGGGUUCGAGAUGCUCUGAAGAAAGUUCAGCUGGACAGCCGCGAGCAGAACGCUUCCUGGUUGGCAGUGCAUCUGGGGCUUCUGGGUAAAGCUGUGGUGGAGGAUUUGGAGAGAGUGAAGACUGAACUUCUGAGCUCAUAUCCAGCAGACUUUAAAGUGUUUGAAACCUAUGUGUCCUGCCAUCAUGAGGCUGUAGGAGAGCAUUUGAAGAGACUUCUGGAAAAGGUGACAGAGCUGAAAGAUUACCAUGCUCUUCUAGAUUUCAUUAUUCAUCACUACCCAAGUGAUCUGAGAGACAAGCAGAGAAUUCUUAUAGUGGAAGAAGACUUGCUAAAUAAUAUAAAGACCUCUUACUGUCAUUGCCAAAUGGAUGACUUUAAAUCUGCACUGGAGAAUAUUAUCAUAACUGAAAAAGAAGUGUGGACAAUGAAGAAUUCUCCUGAUAGAACAGAUGAUGGAUUUCUCACUUCAAAAACCUACAUGGCCAUCUUCCAGCUGAUAGCGAGUUAUGCUGAGAAUCUUGAGAAGAUCGAUGAGAAUCUGGGGAAGUCAGUGGUACGCUUUUGCUUAGAGGAGCUAAAUCCAUUUCAUACAAGAUUCGAAGAAGAGUUUUUGCAACACACCCGCUCUCUGUUGACCUCUGACCUGCUGGACUGCUGUCUAUGGGUAGAAUAUCACAUCAGCUACAUCAACUGUUUUAAUUCACUCAAAGAGAAUAUGCAGUUUUAUAGGGAGAACUUCUCAACUCAGGUGGAGCAGCUGGAGAAAGAUGCGGAUGGACUGAUUCAAAGACUUACCCAGACCCUGAUAAAACAUUUCAAAACUGAUAUCAAGCCUUACAUGGAUGGUAUGAUGACAAAAAAAUGGCUGAAAACAAAUGGAGAUUUUAAAGAAGUUACUUGUAGAAUAGAUAAUUAUCGUGGGCUCUGUAAAUCUAUGAGAGCUCCAUCAGCUCAAGUUUUCGUAAAUGAUGUGCACUAUUAUGUAGCCAGAGAAUAUGUAUCCCAGCUGAUGAAGAAAAAAUACUCAUGCAAAAAAACCAAGAGCGAAGAUGCUGCUGUAAAACUGAGAGAACAAUGGAAUGAACUCAAGAAACUAUUUGAGGACAUGGGAUCAUCCUUAAACUGGCUUUAUCCGUUGGGAGAUUACCUUAGUGACAUUAUUGGAAUGGAAAAUGAGAGAAAGAUAAAAGAUCUGUUAAUUCCAUUAGUUAGUAAUUACCCAGACAUCAGCAAGAAGCAGUUGUCAGCUGUUCUGUACUUCCGAGACAACGGUUUUAGCUUGGAGAGGCACAAUGUUAUUAAUCAGUUUACUGUGCUUAAACGGGAUGCUGGGAACACAAAUCAUGAUCGCUCCUUCUUCACUGACACUGAAGUACUUUCCUGAAAUACAAUAUUUGUAGAUGUGCAAUACAUUAUUUGUUGCACUAAAUUAUCAGAUAACAGAAUAUAACUAAAUAUUUUGUGUUUAAUUUGAAUUAAU
Rhinichthys klamathensis goyatoka is the source of this 2013-nucleotide messenger RNA. Its product is annotated as exocyst complex component 3. The transcript has 13 exons. Gene Ontology annotation, molecular function: SNARE binding. Gene Ontology annotation, cellular component: exocyst. Gene Ontology annotation, biological process: exocyst localization; exocytosis. Bases 76 to 1917 code for a protein of 613 amino acids. The record is from RefSeq and is a predicted model, not a curated record. Lineage: Eukaryota; Metazoa; Chordata; Actinopteri; Cypriniformes; Leuciscidae.